Varanus komodoensis (Komodo dragon) is the source of this 2105-nucleotide messenger RNA. It is a transcript of the gene SPRYD7, whose product is annotated as SPRY domain containing 7. Lineage: Eukaryota; Metazoa; Chordata; Lepidosauria; Squamata; Varanidae. Gene Ontology annotation, molecular function: protein binding. The transcript has 5 exons. The record is from RefSeq and is a predicted model, not a curated record. Bases 798 to 1526 code for a protein of 242 amino acids.
UCUAAGCAAUAGAAGAAUAUCAAUAACGGGCUUCUUUGCAGCACUGAUAUAACCCACGUUCAGCCACAAUCCCACUCCCACUCCACUUUGCUGUUAGAAUGGUGGAUUAGUUUGAAUUGGCAGGGUGAUUUAUUAACUGUUUAUAAAAAAAUCUGAGUGCAUGUGCUAGUUAAAGUGUGAAUGCCUUUCAUUUUUGCUAUAUAUUGUUUUGACUAGAUUUUGCAUGUACUGACUCACCACUACGCUAACAUAUUUUUCAAUUGUUUUCUGUGGACAUUAAUCACUGUUCCAUAAGAAUAGACAAAAAGAGGGUUCAAAAUUGAGCUUACAAUGAAGAAUUUGGCUCUCAUUUCUCACCAAGACAGGGUUCUGAUGACAUGACCCACAAUAAACUGCUGGGUGCACAGACACUAUAUUUGUGUCUCACUUAGGCUAGUCCCUGCCUUUAGGCUAACAAUCUAAUUCCUACUUCAGUUCCUUUGACCUCUCCUAGGUGUAUUUUUUUCACUUGGUUGUGAAAAGCAGUGCAUUUCUGUAUUGCUAAUUGUUACAUGUGAAGCUGAUAACGUGUAACAAAACAUGUAAACUGUUUUGCAUCCUCCCUGUUUUAGUCUGCAAGUUUGUUUCCCUUUUUUGCUGCCCUGUUCAUGGAGCAGCAGGCAUGGCAGUGGCUGAGCAUCAGGGAUCGUGUACCAAGAGGGAGGGCAGGGAGUGCUUCCUAGCAACAGACCACGGUGGCAGCCCUGCAUGGUGCUCCUGCCUGGUCACUGCUCUUCCGCUUCUAUGGUCCUGAUUUAAUGUGUAGAUGGAGCUCCGCAGAGCAGCAGGAGAAAAAAGUGGUGGUCAGCCAAGCACAUGCCGAGGACAGCAUGCGGGCCAAUGGGAAAGGGGCAGGCAGUGCAGAGAGAGGCAAUGCGUGCUGGAUCGGUUCCCAGCUGCAGUGGCUGAUGGGCUAUGUGCUGCCAUGUGGAGGCAAGAUGGAGGCAUAUGGACACUACUCAUGUGUAGUUACCUUGCAAAUGUGUGUACACAGGACACAAGGAACAGAUGUUGUCAUUGUCAAAAAUGGACGGCGAGUAUGUGGCACAGGAGGCUGCCUAGCCAAUGCCCCUUUGCAUCAGAACAAGAGCUAUUUUGAAUUUAAAAUCCAGUCUACAGGAAUCUGGGGUAUUGGAGUUGCAACUCAGAAAGUCAACUUGAAUCAAAUUCCUCUUGGACGUGAUACGAAUAGUUUAGUACUGAGAAGCGAUGGAGCGCUUUACUACAAUAAUGAGGAAAAGAACAGGUUGCCUGCAAACAAUCUUCCACAAGAGGGUGAUGUUGUGGGGAUAACAUAUGAUCAUGUAGAAUUAAAUGUUUAUUUAAAUGGAAAAAAUAUGCACUGUCCUGCCUCAGGAAUCAGAGGAACUGUUUUCCCUGUGGUAUAUGUUGAUGACAGUGCCAUUUUGGAUUGUCAGUUUAGUGAAUUUUAUCAUAUACCUCCAGCAGGUUUUGAAAAGAUACUCUUUGAACAACAGAUCUUCUGAAUGUUUCCACUGAGAAUUAAUUCACUAGCACUUUUUAGCUGUUCUCUCAAAAUUCCCAAAACAAAAAUCUCUAUUUAGUAAAAGAUGUUUAGCUGUAACCAGAGAAGAAUGUUGCAGUUGUUAGAUUUGACUACUAUUUUGUGUUGUGAACAAUAUUUUUAAUUUGAUAUUAAGGGAUACAGUUGACAGUAUUCAAUGAAUGUUGACCCAAGUGAUGCUAUACAAUGCAAUACUUGUGUACACAAAACUGUAUGUUCUGAUGGUUGUUGCAACAUUUUGACUCUUAUGUACAUAUUUCCUAAGUUCUAUGGAUUACAGGUGUCUAUAGCGAUUCACAACUGCAAUAUUGGAAGCUGUUUUUUCUGUUUUUCAUGAGUCAGAGUCCUGUUCAGUGGGUUCUUGCAGUGGAAUUAGGGCAAGCUGAUGAUUGGAAAAAGCCGAGCCCACUGGAAGCUUAUCUUAUGACUGUAGUGUAUAAUUUGUUGGUUGUUAAGGCUAAUGCUAACUCUUAAUCGUAUCUUACAGGGAUCUUCUAUUUACAUGUUUUUUUCUAGAAAAAAUAAACAUCUACUGGCUGUU